AUGUCCGCCAAAGUGGGCGCAACGGCGCCAUCGCCGUCCAUCCCCAAUCUCUCCAACAAAGCCCUCAACCGACUUGCCUCUACCACCCCUACCUCCAACACAACCAACCACAACACGACGGCUGUAGCGGCAGAAGACGACGACGAGUCAGGAGACAAUGAACCAGACGACGAGGACGCUGGAAUCAUUCGCUGCAUCUGCGGAUUCACUGACGAUGACGGCUUUACUAUUCAGUGCGAAAACUGCUUUGUCUGGCAGCACGCCGUCUGUGUUGGGAUCGGCCACUCCAACGUUCCAGACAAGUAUCUUUGCGAACUCUGUAGUCCGCGGCCCAUGGACAAGAAGAGAGCAGCAGAGAUCCAGCGGAGGCGGAAUGGAGCCAUCGAACGCAAGAGGGAAAAGUCCCCUUCCCGGAGGAAAACCAGUGUGGGCCGGCCGCGGAAACAGUUUGGAUCUGGGAGCGGAGUGUCGGAACCAGGCGUCUCGAACCUCCCCACAUCCUCUUCCUCCAACUCAGUCUCCAAGGAUUACUCCCAGUCAACGACAUCCAAUUCCGGCACCAGUAACGGCAAGACCUCCUCCUCCUCGACUUCUCAACCGGACGCUAAUGGAAAAAAGUCCAAGAAUGGCACCAGCAAUAACACCAACCCCUCUAAGCAGUCGAACCAAGGAUCUCUCAGUCAGAAUUCCAACGCCCAGCCAUCGAAUUCAUCAACAACUUCCUCAGGACACAUUCAUCACCACCACCACCACCCGAAACAAAAAACCUCAGGACUACCGCCCAACAGCAACCCCAGGAUAUCAUCAGUAACCGCCAACGAAGACGAGGAUCUGGAUAUGGAGAGCGAUAGCCAGGACGACGGACCCGAUGCCUACCAAUUCGAGUUUUCGUCUGUUGAGGUGAAUAUUGUCACCUCCAAGGCCGUCCAGGAGCUCUUUCGCCAAGUCAUCACCCAGUUUCGGCAGGCGCAGUCGAGGAAGCGCUCCCUCUCGCUCACAUCGGGAGUCAAACUUCAAGAACUCGUCGCUUCCAACCCCUCGACAAUCAAUGGCACCAAUAGCGCCACCCCGUCCAUACCGGAAAGCCCCGAUCUUUCCUUGACAACACUCGGAACUCAGACACAGCCCUCGCCCCUGUUGUCGACCACCACCGCUGACGCGUCUAAUGUCGUCUCGAUGGAACGGGAAUCUCUGGCUCGACCCCUGAUGAAGACUGUCGUUAAGCAUAUCCUGCAUUCGUCAAAAUCGCCUCAUUCUCCAGCACCCCAGUAUGGUCUUUUUGCCGAGAGCAAUAUUGGCGCCGGACGAUUCAUGAUCGAGUUUAAGGGCGAGGUUUCGCUAAAGUCCACCUACAAGUCCGACCCCAUCAAUCAAUAUUCCAUCCUGGCAACACCAAAGCCGUUCGUCCUCUUUCACCCUCAUCUCAAUCUGGUGGUCGAUGCAAGGCGCAGCGGAAACGAUGCUAGGUUUGUCCGGAGGUCAUGCACACCCAACACCGAGAUCAAGAGCAUUGUCGUCCCUGGCGUUCAGGAUCAGACAGUUCAUCUUGGCCUCUUUGCCAAGGUGCCCAUUGGCAAAGGUCAGGAGAUUACUUUGGAUUGGGACUGGAACAAAGAUCACCUGGCACUCCAGUCCAUCAAAGCGGCUUCGAUCGAAAAGGCCAAGGACGGAUCCUCACGGAAGACGUUCAAGGAGAUUCGCAAGGCCAAGCAUUUGGUCGCGUCUACGCUCUUGGCUCAGACGGACUGCGCCUGCGAAACCAAGGACCCAUGCGUAGUGCACCAGAUGCUCAAGGACGGCGCCCCUGACUCGACUACUCGUGAGCAAGAGUCCUCAAGUUCUGCAGCCAAAGGAAGCAGACCCAAGAAGACGACGCCGCCGGAGAGUUUACGCCAGCGGUACGGCGGUCACCGGGAUCGCUCAGGGAUGGAUGGUCACGACGGCAAGAGAUCAGCGGAUCAGGAUACAAGCGACGACGAAGAGGUAUUUGUCGCUGGAUCUAGUCCUCGCCGCAAGUCGCCCAAAGCCGCCAAAUCCGAAAAUUCAUCCUCCAAGAAGGCACGACACGACUCGCCCUCGUUACAUUCAAGGAGUCACCGCGUCGAUGAUCGUGACUCGGAAUCGGACUCAGACAGCCAUCGUCGCCGCAAACAAACACUCGCCGAACGACAAGGAUCGCCCCUCAAACGGACCAACGUCGCUGCAACUAUCUCCACCUCCAAUCACCAGGAGAUGUCUCCCCGGGAACUCAAGCAGGCGCAGAUUCUGAUCAAGAGGAUGGAGGACAAGGAUGCUGCUCUGGCGGCACAUUCCUCCAAGCAGAAGGGGCUUGAAUCGACCUCCAAGGAUUCAAGCUCUUUGCCACCCAAACGGUCAGGAACUGGAUCUACUCAACCUUCUCGUCCUCGGGACAAGACCAAACUAUCGGUAGAAUCGGACCACAAGCCUGAAUCUAGUCGCCUCAAGACCAGCAACUUUGAAGACGACAACAUCUCCAUUGGAGACAGUGGAAUCGACUCUGACUCGAACAAUGGCUUUUCAAGGCGAGACCCACUCUCUGCUCACAAGCUGCCUCAACCUGGUUUCUUCCAAGGAAAUCGAGACAAGAGCCAGAUGGAGGUUGAUACUAUGUCCCAGUCCCCGGCGACAUCGGAUUCUGAGCGCAAAGAUUCCAGAGGAAGCAAGCGACCAGUGCCUUUCCAAUCCGGCAAAAAGCAACCCUAUGCAGCUGUCUCUCGCGGCAAGCGGAUCGAUCAUUCCAGCCUUAAGGCAGCCAAGGAGCGACCUACUCAUGCAGGAAACGACACCCUGGAUGAUUCUCAUAACUUGUCGGGCUCCAGUUCGGUAGAAGGCGGUUUUGUCAGUAUCGUCGGAAACACCAGCGACGAGGAAGAAGAGGCUAGCCACCGUGCCGACCGCCGACUCUUGCGCGAGCAGAACAUGCCCAAGGAGACUCUACCCGUGGCCUCGCUCAAGCCUUCAGUUCUUCCUUGCAAGAAGGUCUGGAAGAUGAUUUACAUGAAGCAGCGCGCCUUGGCUGAGGAGGAGGCUCGUGAGAAGGCCGAGGAAAUGAGAAAGAAGGCCGAGGAGGUCUUUGAUCUCAAGAUGGAGGAGGAAGAUGAUACCCUGUCCGGCAUGGGUGCUCCCGCACCAGCACCCAAUGUGGCGUCUGUUGAGACGGUGGUUGCUACUGCUCUUCCCUCAGAAGCAGAGCCCAUGGAGUCCAUCAAAGCUUCACCUCCUGCUGAGCAAACGUCCUUAGUAGUAGCUGGAGAUGUGCUCAACCUGUUCCACGAGGAUGUCCGACCAGAAACGACGCUUUCAUCAUCUGGGCCAACUUCAAGUCAACGUGAGGCGAACAAUGCACAGCGGAACGGAUCCAAGUCACCUUUUCGAUCCACUGUUUCUGAGGAGCCUUUCGUUGUUGUACCUCCCGCACCUGUCCAAGAGUCGAACGUCGUCCCUACAGAGCCUAGCCCCGAGAAGCCUGCCAAAGCCAUCCAAAAGCUCAGCCUCGAGUCCUACCAUGCCCGGCGACUUGCAUCAACCUCUCCUGGUCUCUCGGAUGACACCAAGGUAGCGACGACCGCCGCAGCAGAGGUCACCGUCACUGUACUGGAUACUGCACCUGUCGCUCCUGAAAGCAUUGAUGUCGAGAUGAAGGAGCCAGGCACACUGGCCGCUGAGGUAGCUGCCGAUGCCUCUCAAGGCGGUAGUGAGUCUGCAGCAGAUGCACCCACUGUCAAGGCAGAGCUCACUCCCUCCAUUCCCAAGGUCAAGCUGUCUCUUCAGGAAUACCAGAAGCAGCGUUUGGGCGUUUCUCAACGCAUUGUGAAUAACGUGGCUUCUGACGGAUCUGCCUUGAUAAAUCCCGAGGAUCAGGAUGCCAACACGAGCAGUAAGGAUUCCCUGGGUCGCGACAACAACCAAGCACUUCAAGGUUCUGCCGACUCUGUCGACGUAGAAAUGGCCGAGCAGCCUCGGCCACAGGAGGAAGUGAGCAGCCCUACAGGGUCGGCGGAGCAAAGCCAACGUGAUCGCUCUGACUACUUUGAGGUUGGAACCAGCUUGUCAACGCCCAGGAUCAGCCUUUCCACCAAGGCUAUUCAGUCUUCAGGCGAUUACUUCCCAGUCCAGCCAUUCAGCCCCAUCUCGCUCUCUGCAGGGCCUACGCCCUUUUCCAAGAUGACAUUAACAUCGUCGCCUCCACACACACCAUCCAACUCUGAUGGUCCUUACACCUCAGGACAAGGACAAGGGGCCGCCAUCUCGCCAGGAAGGUCCCCGGUGGCUCACCGGCCCAUGGUCUCUCCCGGUUCUAGAGAAAUGCAGGAGCGUUUGAGUCCUGGGAACAGACACGGAUCACCCCCGCCCCAAGGCCUGGGUUCUCCUGGAUGGAGGACGCCGCGAGGUCAACGAGGGGGGUCCCCUCCAGGUUCGAGCUCAGGAAUCGGAGGCGGCAGUAAUUACCGCAAUGGCUCGAAUGUGGACGUCAGGAACAUGGACCCUAGACCGAGCAGUGGUGAAGGGCGUCUUACUUCCCCUCGCUUCCAUGGGUCGCCUUCGGAUCGACCAGAGAGACCAUUGGGAGGAUCACUCGGCUCGCCCACAAGAGAACGACAGCAGUCGUUGACAUCUGGUACUCUCCCUCUCCCCAAUGCGACUUUUGAAGGAGGUCAUUUUGGCUACAAUGACGAGUCACCGUCGUCGUUUAAGCGAUCUGGACCAUUGUCGUCACCCACAGGGCCAACAGCUCUUGGGCCCCGCGAGUAUUACAAGUCGGAUGAGCGUUUGCGCCAUAGGUCGAUGAACGGGGACGAUUGGACAGGUUAUGGAGGAAUGGAGUCGAUUAACUAUGGCGGCUACCGAGGCGGUCCGCGCGGAGGCCUCCCACCACCGCCCCGCGAUAGGGAGCGAGAGAGGGAACGCGACCGAGACCGCGACCAUGACCGGGAUCGUGAACGCGACCAGCGAGAUCGUUACGAACGUAGGGGCGAGUACUUUGCUUCAGGACCACCCAACGGAGGAAGAGGAGGAGUUGGCGGAGGGUCGGCUGGGAACAAUGGUGGCGGGUUCUAUGGCGGCAACCGUGGACCAGCAGGACCAAAUGGACCCGGAGGCAUGACUGGAGGAUACACCAACCGACGACUCAGCGACUAG
Molecule: messenger RNA, 5160 nt
Organism: Linnemannia hyalina
Lineage: Eukaryota; Fungi; Mortierellomycota; Mortierellomycetes; Mortierellales; Mortierellaceae
Source: the annotation of a GenBank genome assembly